Messenger RNA from Tribolium madens (black flour beetle), 767 nucleotides. RefSeq lists its product as uncharacterized. The record is from RefSeq and is a predicted model, not a curated record. Bases 222 to 695 code for a protein of 157 amino acids. The transcript is spliced from 3 exons. NCBI's taxonomy places the organism in Eukaryota, Metazoa, Arthropoda, Insecta, Coleoptera, Tenebrionidae.
CUGCUAUCAAGCCGGUGAAAUCCAUAGUCAAACUGUUAGUGAAUUCACUACCCAUUGUCUACAAAUUAAUAGCAAAAAGUGCGAAAACGGAAAAGAGAUAACCAGCGCGGGCUUGCGCAGCUUCAAAAUGGCGAAAGCAGUUCCGUGGAUAACAUGAAGCCGAUAAAUAUGCCUCUAGGACUAUUUCAUUCGAAGAAAAAUCGACAAUUGUUGCAAUCAAAAUGUUACUCAAAUGUUGCACAAGUUUGAUUAUUUUCCUCGCAGCUUUCGCGUUGCAUUCAGAUUCAAGCGAACAGCAGCAACAGCACCGGACCAAAGCAGCCACAGAAAAGCAGCACGACUUGUGGUGCUAUCGAUGCGAUACUAUGGUGGAUGGUGAACGAUGUCUUGAUUUGGCAGGAAAUUAUUCUUACAUGCAUACUAAAUGCCACAAAGAACAGAAAAAAUGUCAGGUCAGGAGGAUUUCAAUGUCGACGAGUACGGACGAAAUCACCGGAAGACCGAAAAUGUGGCUGUUGCAACGCAACUGCUCAGAGACUUGCGAACCGGGCUGUAUAGUCAUAGGGGAGAGGACAAAGUUGCACUCUUGUAUCACUUGUUGCGAUGAGAAAAAUUUUUGUAAUGCCGGGAGCGGAGCUGCAGGAUUGCGAAGCAUGUUUAGUUUGAUUUUGUUCAAUGUGAAGCAGAUUUUAUGACCAUAAUUUUUUUUGAUAUUUAUCAUAUUGUUAUUAUGUAGUUCUUUUCUCCAAUAAAUUUUCUUGAAACAA